AUGGCUGCUACUCCGUCAUCCCGGCCCGGUUUCACACCAUCUGGCGCCCCCGCGAUACCCUCACCACCAUCUGACAUUGACUUCCCGCACGAUGUCUUCCCCCGCCUGUCCGUCGCGACACCCACGCGGCUGAUGCUGGGCACAAUCUCGUCAGCCGUCGUGGGAUUCUCGCUCGGUGCGACGCAGGGUGGUCAGAUGGCGCAGUUGCGGUUCCGGGCCGAGCACGCCCACAAGAUGCCCGACACGACGACAGGGUGGUAUUUUUACCACAAGAGCAAGAACUACCACGCCAUGCAGGGCGGAAUCCGUGAGGGCUUUCGCAUGGGGUUCAAGACGGGGUUCUGGAGCUUGAUGGCCUUGUCUCUCGAGAGCACGGUUGACCGUUAUCGCGGGGCCAGCGACAUGUUUUCUACUACGAUAGCCACGCUUACAGUAGCUGGCGCGUUUUCUCUCUGGCAUCGCCUGUCAUUAACAACCGCCGCCCGGACCGCGCGAUACGGGCUCAUGUUUGGUCUCGCGUAUGGUGGGAUUCAAGACCUCGUUGGCUUAGCCCGAGGCAGACCGAUCGGAUAUGUCGAGUUUCUACGACGUCGUGGAUCAAAGGAUAUUAAAGACGAUGCUCACACAGCGUUGUGA
Fusarium poae is the source of this 636-nucleotide messenger RNA. RefSeq lists its product as uncharacterized. The record is from RefSeq and is a predicted model, not a curated record. NCBI's taxonomy places the organism in Eukaryota, Fungi, Ascomycota, Sordariomycetes, Hypocreales, Nectriaceae. The coding region runs from base 1 to 636 and encodes 211 amino acids. The transcript has 2 exons.